Messenger RNA from Gracilinanus agilis (Agile Gracile Mouse Opossum), 1896 nucleotides. RefSeq names its product cholinergic receptor nicotinic alpha 4 subunit (gene CHRNA4). The coding region runs from base 1 to 1896 and encodes 631 amino acids. The transcript has 6 exons. Gene Ontology annotation, biological process: chemical synaptic transmission; regulation of membrane potential; signal transduction. The record is from RefSeq and is a predicted model, not a curated record. Gene Ontology annotation, cellular component: synapse; postsynaptic membrane; neuron projection. Gene Ontology annotation, molecular function: transmembrane signaling receptor activity; acetylcholine-gated monoatomic cation-selective channel activity. NCBI's taxonomy places the organism in Eukaryota, Metazoa, Chordata, Mammalia, Didelphimorphia, Didelphidae.
AUGCGGCUCCAGGGGCCCCAGGGGUCGGCGCUGCUGCUGCUGCUACUGAGGGGGAUGUUGAUCCUAGGAGUUCUACUGCCAGCAUCUGGCCAUGUGGAGACUAGAGCCCAUGCUGAGGAAAGACUGCUGAAGAAACUCUUCUCUGGCUACAACAAGUGGUCCCGGCCUGUAGCCAACAUCUCUGAUGUGGUCCUUGUCCGAUUUGGACUGUCCAUUGCUCAGCUCAUUGAUGUGGAUGAAAAGAAUCAAAUGAUGACCACCAACAUGUGGGUGAAACAGGAGUGGCAAGAUUACAAGCUUCGCUGGGACCCAAUGGACUACGAGAAUGUAACCUCAAUUCGCAUCCCCUCAGAGCUCAUUUGGAGGCCUGACAUCGUUCUCUACAACAAUGCAGAUGGUGAUUUUGCGGUGACCCACCUGACCAAAGCCCACCUCUUCUAUGAUGGGAGGAUCAAGUGGACGCCCCCUGCCAUCUAUAAGAGUUCCUGCAGCAUUGAUGUCACCUUCUUCCCCUUUGACCAGCAAAAUUGUACCAUGAAGUUUGGUUCCUGGACCUAUGACAAAGCAAAGAUUGACCUGGUGAGCAUGCACAGCCACGUGGACCAGUUGGACUAUUGGGAGAGCGGCGAGUGGGUCAUCAUCAGCGCUGUUGGAAAUUAUAACAUUAAGAAGUAUGAGUGCUGUACAGAAACUUACUCAGAUAUCACCUACUCCUUCAUUAUCCGUAGGCUUCCGCUCUUUUACACCAUCAACCUCAUCAUCCCCUGCCUUCUGAUUUCCUGCUUGACGGUCUUGGUCUUCUAUCUGCCAUCAGACUGUGGGGAGAAGAUCACAUUGUGCAUUUCUGUGCUAUUAUCCUUGACUGUGUUCCUACUCCUCAUCACUGAAAUCAUCCCAUCCACAUCCCUGGUCAUUCCCCUGAUCGGGGAGUACCUGCUCUUCACCAUGAUCUUUGUGACAUUGUCCAUCAUUAUCACCGUCUUUGUGCUCAACGUCCACCAUCGCUCGCCUCGCACGCACACCAUGCCUGCAUGGGUCCGAAGGGUGUUCCUAGAUAUCAUCCCUCGCUUACUCUUCAUGAAGCGCCCUGGGGUGGUGAAGGACAACUGCAGGAAGCUGGUGGAGUCCAUGCACAAACUGGCUGGAGGUCCGAGGUUCUGGCCACAGCCAGAGCCCAACUUUGUUACUUCACCUUCCACCAGCCCCCAAACCCCAGAACGGUCACCCUCAGCCUCAUUCUGUGUCCACCUGGAGGAUCCAAUCAAACCCCAGUCUGUCUGUAAGUCUCCCUCAGGUCAGUACACUGUGCUGCAGCGCCCUGAGCCUGGGAAGGGCAGUCCCUGCUCUCCACCCACCCCCCACCCUCCUCUGAAUAAUUUCCAACCCUCUGGCUUCUCCAAAGUCAGAUCUCUAAGCGUACAGCAAAUGUACAGCUCCAGUAAAGUGGAGGAAGGAAGCAUCCGCUGCAGGUCAAGGAGCAUCCAGUACUGCUCUCUCCAAGAGGACUCUUCCCAGGCAAACAAUGGGCAGUCUAGCAGCUCCCCGGCCUCUUUGAGGAGUCAGAAAGAGGAAGUCCAGGCCCAGGAGAAACCCUCCCCAUGCAAGUGCAAAUGCAAGAAGGUCAAGGCUACGCCUGUCCCAGAUCCAGUGACCAAACCACGCAGCACCAAAGAGCAGCAUGCCCUGCCCAUGUCACCAGCCUUGAAACUCGCAGUAGAGGGAGUUCAGUACAUAGCAGACCAUUUGAAGGCAGAAGAUACAGAUUUUUCGGUGAAAGAAGACUGGAAGUACGUUGCCAUGGUCAUAGACAGGAUCUUUCUGUGGAUGUUUGUCAUUGUCUGCUUGCUGGGUACUGUGGGACUCUUCCUCCCACCCUGGCUGGCUGGAAUGAUCUAA